GUGACCGAUUCUAUGCAACGGAAAGAUUCGAUGGUUCCAACUGAGCAGUGAGCUUGUUGGCUUCACAUGGAGUAUAAUGGAUAGAGGCAGGACGACAUUUCCACUGCACUGCACCACCAUCAACAAGCAACCAUGCCUGCAAUGGCUGCCGCCCAGGAAGAGCUGUUGGGGCUCGUCAAGCCUGCGCCACCGCCCCCUUCCAUCUUCCUCGACCAACCCUCGAUGACCAACGGUGACUCACAGCCACAGCAGCCGCAGGAUGACCUGGCCUUGGCAUACAUCUCGCGCAUGCUCAUGGAAGAGGACAUCAUCGACAAGUUCUUCUACCAACACCCUGAGCAUCCGACACUCCUGCAGGCCGAGCAGCCCUUCGCUGAGAUCCUCUCAGCCUCCGUCAUCACCACAGCUGGUGCCCAUGGGUCCUCCGCUUUAAUUCCAAGUCAAGGCAACAACACGGGCAUCAUGGCUUCUGGGUUCUUGUCCAGCGAGGUACAUAGCCCACCCUUGAUCUUGAAUGGCAGAGUCACAGCGGAGGAGCCCAGCAGCGGCGUCACCAUGGGUGACCUGUCGAGCAUGGCUUUCUUCAAAGGCAUGGAGGAGGCCAACAGCUUCUUGCCCACAGUCAAUGUGAUGGUGGAUGCUAGGGGGCGUAAGAAGAGGUCUGGCAUGGAUGGCGAGACGGAGGCGUGCAUGGGCAGGAGCAGCAAGCAAAUAGCGGUGCGGGUGCUGGCGCAUAAUGACUCGGCGGAGGAAGACACCGCACUUGAGCUGGACCUGCUCAUCCUCAACGGCUACAACAUGCACUCCAAUGAGACGAUGAAGGAGAGGGGGGACCAGGCGGCGCAUCAGAGCAUUCGCAUGAAGGCGCCGUGUGUGAGGCACAGCGCGAGGCAGAAGGUGGUGGCUGAUCUGGAAACGCUGCUGAUCCGCUGUGCGGAGGCGGUGGCUACCAACGACCGGAGCAACGCCGGCGAUCUACUGAAGAAGAUCAAGCAGCACUCGCUACCAACAGGAGACGCAAGGCAGCGACUGGCAUAUUACUUCGCCGAGGGGCUGGAGGCACGACUGGCGGGCACAGGGAGGCAAAUGUACCACUCGAUCACCAUGGCAAAUCACACCUCCACCGUGGAGCUCUUCAAAAGCUACCACCUGUGCAUAGCCGCCUGCUGCUUCCUGAAGGUGUCGCUAAACUUCUCCAACAAAAACAUUUACAAUGCCGUGGCGGGGAGAAAGAAGCUGCACAUUGUGCACUACGGUGUCAACGAUGGGUUCCAGUGGCCGGAUUUGCUCCGGUGGCUAGCAGACAGGGAAGGUGGGCCACCGGAGGUGAGGAUCACCGGCAUUAUUAGCCCGCAGCCUGGGCCCUGUCCAGCUAAGCAAGCCAAGGAGACAAAACGCAGGCUCAGCUACUGCGCAAGGCAGUUUGGCGUGCCAUUCAAGUUCCAUGCUAUCAUAGCCAAGUUAGAGGCUGUCCACGCUGAGGACCUCGACAUCGAUCCAGACGAGGUGCUCGUCGUGAACAAUAUGUUCCAUUUCAGGACAUUGAUGGAUGAGAGCCUCACCUUUGACAUGGAAAACCCAAGGGACCUGGUGCUCAACACUAUCAGGAAGAUGAAACCAUCCAUGCUCAUCCACGCUGCUGUCAAUGGAGCAUAUAGCUCGGCGUUCUUCAUGACUCGUUUCCGCCAAGCGCUCAACAACUUUACAGCGCAGUUUGACAUGAUGGAGACUACCAUGACGCAGAACAAAGACAACAGGUUACUUGUGGAGCGGCACAUUUUUGCACGCUCUGUGAUGAAUAUCAUUGCCUGCGAGGGCCCUGACCGGGUGGAGCGCCCUCAAAACUACAAGGAGUGGCAUGCGCGGAACCAGCGAGCCGGACUGAGGCAGCUGUCAUUAGACCCUGACAUUGUUAAGAUGCUCAAGGACCAAGUGAAGAAGCAGUACCACAAGCAUUUCAUGAUUGAUGAGGAUCAACGGUGGCUUCUGCUGGGAUGGAAAGGCCGGGUGCUCUACGCCCUCUCGACAUGGGUAGCUGAUGAUGCUAGUGGCUCUCAACUGGAGUAGAUGGAUGGAUUGAAGUACGAAUGGAUAUAGAUA
Molecule: messenger RNA, 2100 nt
Organism: Triticum dicoccoides
Lineage: Eukaryota; Viridiplantae; Streptophyta; Magnoliopsida; Poales; Poaceae
Product: scarecrow-like protein 33
Exons: 1
Coding region: 133-2067 (644 amino acids)
Source: RefSeq, a predicted model, not a curated record